This is a messenger RNA of Dimorphilus gyrociliatus, 2605 nucleotides long. NCBI's taxonomy places the organism in Eukaryota, Metazoa, Annelida, Polychaeta, Dinophilidae. The record is from the annotation of a GenBank genome assembly.
UAUGUGUCUUGGCUGGGCGUCUACGGGUGGCAUUAAAUUUAGUGACGAUAAACUAAAAGACGCAACGAAAACAUUAAAAGAAGUGUUUAUUGACAUGGAAAAGUGUAUGAAUAAGUUUCACAACGAGAAGAAGUAUACUGACGAAGAAAGAGAAUAUGCUCGUCUAUGCGCCUUGCAUUCAACAUUGAAACAAAGCGAGAUACAGUACAAUUCAAAAAUGCAAUUACCCCUCUUCCUAUCUAAAGAAAAGCAUUAUCGAAAUUCCAUGACCAAAUUUAUCGAUUUCGGUAAAGGUCGUUCUUUUUCGCGAAAAAAUCAUACCUUCAGCGUACAAUUGAACGAUCUGUCUACUGUCCUCUGCGAUAAUUGUUUAAUUCCACUAUGGGGAAGGGAAUGCUAUUAUUGUUCCAAUUGUGAGAUGAGAGUUCACAGAUCCUGUUUUCAAGUAGUCGAUAAAUGCAAGAAGAAACCCUCGGCUAGUCGUAGGCCGAAUCAGAUACCUGAAGGUCCUGUGGAGAGUAGCACAUUAGUUUCUCCAACUUCGCUAAAGUCAUCCGAUUCGUUUUCGAAAAUGCCCCCUCCGAAUGAAGGGGAGAACGAUGCUCUGGAAACGUCAGGUAGAAAAGUUAGUCGAGCCGAAACACUUAUGACUCUACCAAGUCACGGAAAUCCUCCACGUUCACCUAGAGUUAAGCGACGUAGUCCUAUACCAUCACUAUUUCACGAUGAAGAUUCAGAUGAGGGAGAUCGUGAAGGUGAUGGUCCCUGCCAAAUUAAUGACAUCGUCACGGAUCAACCACGACCUACGUCCAAUCCGAUCAGUGGAUCAAAGCAUAGUGGGUCAACAGAGAAUAUACAAACGACCGCUAUGCCAUCUCAAGACGGUGGAUCGUCUGGUGAAGAUCCGCUAACGUUUAUUCCAGGCAUAGAUCAAUUCAUUCCAAAGAAACUCCUAAAAAAUUUGAAAUCGAAAGAACGCAAGCGGCAGGAACUCAUUAACGAAAUAAUCUGUUCGGAAAGUAACCACGUAAAACGAUUAACAAUUCUCAAAGAGGUUUACCAUGACCCAAUGAAAGAAUCUAGAAUCGUACCGAACGAUAUGAGAGAGACUCUUUUUCCUAAUCUCGAUAAGAUUAUCGUUAUGCACGAAAGUUUGGAAAAGGCCUUAAAGAAACGACGAGAGGAUGGACCAAUCGUCGAACGUAUCGGAGAUGUUUUCAUAGAGCACUUUUCUGGUGAAAACGGCGAUCGUUUAAAACAUGAAACUGCCUUAUUUACAAAAAGGCAACAAUCAGCUCAAGCUGACGUCGAAGAAAGACGAAAAAAGGAUCCGAGAUUUCAUACAUUUUUGGAUGAAAAAGCUAAGGAUCCGAGAUGUCAUAAGCAGAGCUUGUCUAGUCUCCUUGUGGCCGAGGCACUAAGAAUACCGAGGUAUUCCCUAUUAAUGGAAACUCUACUAAAGAAUACAUCAGACGCAAUUGGAGAUCAUAAUCUGCUAUUAGAAGCAAUUAGGCAUUCUAAAACCCUAGCCGAGUACGUGAACAACGCGAAAAAAGAUUUCGAGAACGAAUUGAAAUUUCAAGAAAUUGAAAGAAACUUAGACAAUCGUUUACCGAGCCAAGAUCCCCAUCAUAACAUUAGACUUUCUAAAGACUCCGGAUUGAAAUUACUUAUGCAUGGCUAUAUGAGUUUUAAGAAUAAUCGUAAAGCCAAUUGUUACGGAGUCCUUUUAGACCCGUAUUUUAUAUUAUUUGAUAAAAAAGAUGACAAAUAUUGUUUAAAUUACAUUAAAUCUAAUUCCUCAUAUGCUGUGGACACUAAACCAUCGCCUGUUAUUGAUUUGAGAGAGGCUCAAGUUAAAGAAAAUGCUGCCGAGAAUAAAGGCUUAAUAGUUUUUACUGACGGCAAAAAAGGUGCUGCUGUUUUAUACGAGUUACAAUUUAGUACUAAGACGGAAAGAAAUCAUUGGUUUUCUGCUCUUUUCAAUGUGAUUACAAAGUAUAAUCCGACUGAAAAACAGAAAUAUUUCGAUUUAAAACCACAGAUUGUCGAACAUGAUAAUUUAGUCGUAACCGAAACAAUUCCGCCAGUCUCACCUGGCCUGGAAAAUAAAUCUGACGAAGAAGAAGAGCAUGAAAAGGAAACUGAAACGUCAGUCUUAAUUGAUACUCCAACUGAAAAGGAAACAAUUAAAAUAGCUGGAGUAACUGUUGAUGAAACAGAAGAUGAUGCUGAAUCGAAUGUUUCGAUUGCAGAGGAGAAAACAAUAUCAAUUGUUUCGGAGUCUCGCAUUGAAAUCGAGAUGAUAAAAGCCGAAACAACAAGUAUUGAACCCGAAGAAGAUUCAAAUGAUAAAUAUGAGGAUGCUCGCGAAGAACAAGAGCUACCAAUUGAGAAAAAACGUUCGAUAACUAAACGAAGUCAACGUCCAAAAACGGACCCUAAUAGCAAAGACGCUGUCAAUGCAGUUUAUAGAUCUAAUCUUCUUACUCAACAGAGAGAAUUAGCAGAAUCCCUUCGGAUAGUGACAGCUAAGCUACGAGAAUGCACAACAAAUAAAGAAAAAACGCCGCCAAAAGAAAUAUCAAGAACUAAAAGCUUUUAA